AUGUCACCACUCGAUACAAAUCAAUUAAUUGAGGAUUCUCGAUUCCAGUUAGUACUUCGUCGAGUUUUACAGGAAAUAGACGAUAAAGAAUGUCGAUCUCCAUUACCAUUGACUGUUUAUUAUUCCGAACAAGUUGAUUUAUUUAUGGCUCAUCAACAAACAAGUGAUACUCGUCUUUUCAUGCUACAUAUACUUAAAUCAAAAGCGCAAAUGAUUGCUGAAUUUCGUCGUAUGUGCAAUGAUAAUCAAGCGACUCUAGACAAGAUUGAUGUUUUCAAAAAUACAUACAAUUCGAAUACAGCUGUAUAA
Rotaria sp. Silwood2 is the source of this 309-nucleotide messenger RNA. Lineage: Eukaryota; Metazoa; Rotifera; Eurotatoria; Philodinida; Philodinidae. The record is from the annotation of a GenBank genome assembly.